CGUUUUACAGAGAAACGCAAUUACGUCUUUGUUUCAUUAUUCCCAAUUAACCAAGAGUGAAACCCCAUUAUAAAACAACAUUUUCUGCAAAUAUUUCACGAAACAUGGAAAAAUUGAGGUUUGAUUUUGCUGUGAAACCGACUUCAGAUGAAAAUCCAACAUCAUACGCAUAACCUCAAUAGCUACACCUGAUGGACAGAUUUUUGGAAUACCAGCCGAAGACCAACCUGCAAAUCUACACCAAGAAAUUACAAAUACUCCCAACUAUGCCAAGAUCAGAAAAUCAUUAAAUAAAAGACAUCAAACAAGAAAAAUAUGGAUAACCUUGACAGAUGAUAUAUCAAAAGUAUAUUUGGAUGGAGAACAAAACUUACAGUUUAAUGAUUUUUAUCUAGAAGAAAUUUUGGAAGAAACAAAUAGUGCUGAAUCUAUACCUAGUGGCUCAAAUCAAACGUUGGAAAAACUGUUGGAAAAAUUGCUUGAAGAUAAACAAACAAAAUCUGAAUCUCAAAAUUUAGGGAAAAUUGCAAAGGAUUUCAUGAUUGAGAAAUUCACUGGCAGAAACUCAAAUGCUUACGAGUGGAUUAAAGAUUUUAAUAAAGAAUGUGAACGUUUCCAAAUCAACGAAGACAAAAAGAAAAUUGAAAUUUUAAAAAACUUUUUGGGAUAUUCCAGUGUAGAUUGGUACAACUGCUAAUGAAACUUACAAUGGAAUCGGAAUGGAACAGAUGGGAGAAAAAUUUUUGUGAGACGUUUGCAAACAAAGGAUGGUCACCCAUCAGAUAUGCUCUUGCCUUUAAAUAUCAAGCAGACCUUAUAGCAUUUGGCUUACCUAAUUAUGUGGCUGAUAAAGUUGACAGAGAAACUUUACAAGGAACGGAAGAUCUCUACAAUGAAAUAGGAAAAUUGGAACAUCUUGCCGGGAAGAAUAAAUACGAUAAAAAAAGUAUUAUAUAUUCUGGCACUAAAUCCAAAAAAAUUGAAGAAAAAAAACCAUGCCAAAUUUGUGUCAACGAAAAAAAAGGAAAACGUUACCAUCUUGAAGACAAUUGCUGGUUUAAAGGGAAAAAUCAAAAAGCAGUUGUCAAAAUUGUAAAUAACUCGGAACUGGAAAUUGAACUGAACGAGAAGUUCCACCCUUAAUACAAGUAAAAUUACUAUUAAAUGAUACUUUAAAAGUUUCUGGAAUUUAUGAUUCAGGUUCAAAUGUGUCAUUAAUUAAUGCAAAAUUAUUGAAGAUACAACCAAAAGAAAUUACAAGUAAUAUACAAAUGGUAAAUUUGAAAACUAUCAAUGGUGAGAAGAAAACAAAAGGUAUGGUAACAUUAAAAAUAAAAAUCUACAAUAUGGAAAGAAUUAUGGAUGUUUUUGUGGUAGAUAAUGAAAAUUUUAAGUACGAUUUUCUAAUUGGUUUGGAUUGUAUCAAAGAUUUCAAAUUAUUGCAAAAUGAAGAAUUGAAAAUCAUACAAUGUAACAAUCCAAAAAAAAGAAUGUAAC
Formica exsecta is the source of this 1497-nucleotide messenger RNA. RefSeq lists its product as uncharacterized. Bases 697 to 1143 code for a protein of 148 amino acids. The record is from RefSeq and is a predicted model, not a curated record. The transcript is spliced from 2 exons. Lineage: Eukaryota; Metazoa; Arthropoda; Insecta; Hymenoptera; Formicidae.